Molecule: messenger RNA, 2097 nt
Organism: Periophthalmus magnuspinnatus
Lineage: Eukaryota; Metazoa; Chordata; Actinopteri; Gobiiformes; Gobiidae
Product: RNA-binding protein EWS-like
Exons: 15
Coding region: 2-1855 (617 amino acids)
Biological process (GO): regulation of DNA-templated transcription
Cellular component (GO): nucleus
Molecular function (GO): transcription coregulator activity; RNA binding
Source: RefSeq, a predicted model, not a curated record
UAUGAGUGCAGCGCUGCGUUGCCGCUUUGUUCAGUCUCCUGCAAACGACCACAGCAAAAUGGCGUCUGCUCCAGAUUACAGCUCCUACAACCAGGCCGGUGCUCAGCAGGGGUAUGCCUCCUACAAUGCGCAGCCCUCACAAAGUUAUGGACAGUCUGCCCAGCAGGCCUAUGGGCAGCAGCAGGGCUACAGCUCCUAUGGUCAACCCACUGCAGCAGACAGCAGCUACAGUCAGGCCACUCCAGCAGCCGGAGGCUAUGCUCAGCAGCAGCAGCAGCAACCUCAGCAGUAUGGUUCUUCCUAUGGACAAGCUGCUUCGACGGGAUACCCUGCAGCUCAGUCCACCACAGCCCAUGGCUACUCCCAGUCUGCCCAGGGUUAUGGCGCCAGUGGAUAUGACAACACUUCUGCUGCUCCAGCUGCUACUCAGUCAUAUGGUUCUCAGUCUGGUUACUCUGCCCAGUCCACCUACCAGGGCUAUGGUCAGCAAGCUGCCACCGCUGCUCAGCAAAGUUACAGCGCCAAUGGCCAACCUGCCAACUACAACCAGAGCAGUUACUCUCAACCAGCGGCGUACAGCCAACAACAGCCUGGCUAUCAGGCCCAACAGUCGGGCUAUGGGCAGCAACAAGGAGGCUAUCAGCAGCCAGCCCAACAGCAGCAGGCUCCUCCUGCUUAUGCCCAACAGAGCACGGGCUCCUAUGGCCAGCCUCCAGCAAACCAGUACAGCCAACAGGGAGGCCCGGCCAGCUACAACCAGGGCAACCACUAUAACAAUUACCGGCAGGACACACAGGGUGCAGGCUCUGGUUAUGCGGGGCCCGAUGGUUCCAGGUACCCAGGAGGUGAUGGCAGGGGCCCGGGCAGGGAUGGUUUUGACCGUGGAGGGAUGAUGCACAGAGGGCGUGGAGGCCGAGGCAUGGGCGCUGGAGACAGAGGUGGCUUCAGUAAGCCUGGUGGACCCAUGGGCGGCGAUGGAGAGCGUGAGAUGGGUCGUCCUGAGGAGCAGGAUGACUCUGAGAACAGCACCAUCUAUAUCAAAGGACUGACUGAGAAUGCCACUGUUGAGGAGAUGGCAGAGUUCUUCAAACACGUUGGGCCAAUCAGAAUGAACCGUCGACUUGGAAAGCCUGCUAUUAAUCUAUAUGAAGACAAAGACACUGGGAAGCCCAAAGGAGAUGCCACUCUGUCCUAUGAGGAGCCAGUCUGUGCUAAGGCGGCUGUGGAGUACUUCGAUGGAAAAGAGUUUCAGGGUAGGAGACUGAAUGUGUCAAUGGCCCGCCGUAAGCCUACCAUGGGAGGGAUGAGGGGAGGAAUGCCCAUGCGAGAUGGGAUGAUGGGCCGAGGAGGUAUGAUGGGUCGUGGAGACAGGGGGGGGUUUGGCCCACGAGGAGGACCACGUGGAAUGGGGCGAGGUGGACCAACCGGGGGCAACAUGCAACAGAGGGCUGGGGACUGGGAGUGUCCAAACCCGGGUUGCGGAAACCAGAACUUUGCCUGGCGCAUGGAAUGCAACCAGUGCAAGGCUCCUAAACCAGAAGGCCUUGGUGGAGGUCCUCCAUUUUCCCCUGGUGGUGACAGAGGCAGAGGAGCAAUGGGUAUGCGUGGAGGAAGGGGCAUGGAUCGUGGGGGCCCAGCCGGAGGAGGACCGAGUGGCCCAGGCUUCCGUGGAGGCUGGGGGGGAGAUCGUGGAGGCUUCAGGGGUAGAGGGGGAAUGGAGCGGGGAGGUUUCAGGGGCCGCGGGGGACCACCCAUGGACCGGAUGGGUGGCCGUGGAGGCCGGGGAAUGGGUCCACCUGGAGGCAAGAUGGACAUGAGGGAGCACCGUCAGGAGCGCAGGGAUCGGCCCUACUGAAGUACUUGUUCUUCUUGAGGAAUGUUGUUUUUUUAAUACCCACUUUUAUUUAUGAUUCCAUGUCUCGUGGAUAAAGAAGUAUCCUGUGAGAUUUCAUUCACCAACUUUUUUUUGUUUGCUCAUGGUAAAUACUUCAAACGUGUUUUCUGCAUGUGUGUUGUCUUUAUUUUUUAAUACUGUUUCCACAAUAUACUGUCAUGUGAUAUUUUUCAUAUUAGAAGUCUCCCCUUUCCCAAGAAAUG